AUGCCACCCGCAACGCCUGCUCCCACAUUCUGGGACAGUGACACCAUCGAGCGGACGGUGACCCGCGAGUUCGUCUGCAGUCACCUCAUACCAGAGGAAAUUGCAAAGCUCGACCAGACGCCCAGUUUCGGCGACGGCCUGACUGACCUCACCUACUGGGAGUGGAUCAAUCAGAAGGCCAAGCGUUUCUUCCUUAUCCUGGUGGACCUCGACCUGCCAGAUCAGAUUUUUGGUCUUAUAGACGAUUCAUGGGAGGACGAGGACCUGCCUAUCCCGCGCGAUCAGGUUGAACGUCUGGCACUAAAGGCCUCGAAAGAUGAGGCGACCGAAUGGAAAUUUUAUCUUCGCCAGUAUCGCUAUCUCAUGAGACCCCUGAAUGAGGGCGAGCACCUCAACUACGAUGACGACGAGAUCGUCCCAGUCUACUUCGCCGACAAGAAGCACAUGGGUGUUCAGUCACAGCCUCUGACCAAGGUCGUGCUCCCGAACCAUCCAGGUGCUAUCUUUUCCCGCGCGAAGGUGACCCUUGGCCCCGGAAGGAUGAGCGAAGAAGAGUUCAUGUGCGAAGUCGAGAACCUCAAGGCCCUUCAGCACGACCAUCUUCUGUCGUACUGGGCGUCUUACAUCCACAGAGGAUGCGGCUAUGUGAUCUUCCGACAAGCCGCUGAGUACAGCUUAAAGUCGCUUUUCACCGCGACACCAAGCUGCUUCAAGAAACUGGAAAAGAAGGACCGCCGGCAGACUGUCAUGAACUGGAUUUUCUGUCUAGUCGACACAAUCUGCUUCUUGCACAAUCGUGGACUCGUCCAUGGCAAUAUCAAGCCGUCUACCGUCAUGUUCACCGAGGAUAAUCAAGUCUUCCUCUGCGACUACAACCAUUUCCUGACUCAGUUACUCAGCGGCCAGCUAGAAAGCGAUGCCAACUCUUUUGACAAGGAAGUGUAUGACUAUUCUGCGCCAGAAAUGUGGCUCAGUUCCCUCCCAUCUUCCCCGAUGUCCUUCCGUUCUGCCAAGGGCCGCCCAACCCCACAAGCUGCCGACAUCUUUUCUCUGGGCUGCAUCAUCCUUGAGCUGCUGAGCUUUCUGGCCAAGAAGCACGGCAAGCCGUUCGCCACUCAUCGUGCGGCCAAGAAUAAAAUGGGCAGCCGCGGUGCUGCCGUACCGGACUCGUCAUUCCACAAGAAUCUUGGCCAGGUUGAGAGCUGGAUGAACCAGCUAGCCCAUGACCUCGCUAAGAAAGAUGACCCAACUUUUAAGGGUGUUCCGAUGAUGCUACAUGUCGUCGAGGACAUGCUUUCCUACUACCCUGCCGAACGGCCGCUCGCCAACGAGGUCCAGACCAGGACAUAUCAGAUUGUGACCAACUGGUGUGGUAUCACUGAGCCGCACUGCGUCCAUAAGUAUGGCGAGUGGGAGCAUACUUUCAGCAGUCUCAGCCUGGGCUCAUCAUACACGGGCAGCAAAAGUACAAUCUCGACCGCUCGGAGCAGCCGGCCCUCCUCCGGGGGCAACCUGAGUAGUGGGGCUAGUAGCUUAAGCAGCAGCUACAUUCAACCUGGUGAUGAGUAUAUGCGUGGCGCAGUCAGGGAUAUUCCUGAAGGCAAGGCUGUGCCGCGCAAGUUUGCGGACGAGAAACAGAACCAUUGGAAGGCUCAGGGGCAUUCUUUCUGGGAUCUGUCUUAUGUCCAGCCUGUUUGA
Messenger RNA from Thermochaetoides thermophila DSM 1495, 1698 nucleotides. RefSeq lists its product as uncharacterized. Gene Ontology annotation, molecular function: protein kinase activity; ATP binding. Gene Ontology annotation, biological process: protein phosphorylation; chromosome segregation. Gene Ontology annotation, cellular component: nucleus; centrosome; cytoplasm. NCBI's taxonomy places the organism in Eukaryota, Fungi, Ascomycota, Sordariomycetes, Sordariales, Chaetomiaceae. The transcript has a single exon. The record is from RefSeq and is a predicted model, not a curated record. The coding region runs from base 1 to 1698 and encodes 565 amino acids.